Messenger RNA from Vicia faba (fava bean), 903 nucleotides. NCBI's taxonomy places the organism in Eukaryota, Viridiplantae, Streptophyta, Magnoliopsida, Fabales, Fabaceae. The record is from the annotation of a GenBank genome assembly.
AUGUCUAUUGUUAGUAGUUGUUCAUCUAUUCAUGAUUUCUUUGAGUACAUCUCCUUGAUUGUGACCACAACAAAUGCAUCUUGUAAGAGGAGGGAUGCUUUGGCGGAGGCACAACACCAAGAUAUUUUAAAUAAACUUGAGAGUGGUGAGAUAUCUGGAGGAAAGGGCUUGCACCAAUCAUCUAGUCUCACUAGACUCGAGGAUACUAUAUGGAGUUCACAUCAUACUACAUUGCUUCGUUUGGAUCAAAUGUGGUCCUUCGUGUUAAAGGUGCUUAGUAUGGUUGAUGAAGAUGGACGUGGACCAUCUCAAGCAGCGGGUAUUCCGGUGCCAAAUAUGGAUGAUGAAAUACCGAUUCAGGGUCGCUCAAGGGUAGAAGAGAGGACUAUCACUAAUCUUCAUCAUUACCGUGCGGAGAUUUUUUAUGUUGCUAUUGACAAAAUAUGUGUGGAGAUGGAUCAUCGCUUUAGUGAAGGAAGUAAUAUUAUCCUUGAUUGCUUCUCAUGUCUUGAUCCCAAAAACUCUUUCUCCAAGUUUGGUGUUGAUAAGCUUGUUCGUCUUGCUGAUAUUUAUCAUGCAGACUUUUCUGAUGAUGACCGAGGAACAAUUAGGAAUCAACUUAUUUAUGUUCUUCAAGUGAGAAGAAAUGCUUCAUUUUCCACUUGUGAAGAUGUUCAAACUUUGAUAUUGCCGGUGUCGACAGCAUCCGUUGAAAGAGUUUUUUCAGCAAUGAAGAUUAUCAAGUCUGAAUUGCGCAAUAAGAUCAAUGAUGUGUGGUUCAAUGACUUGAUGGUAUGUUACACCGAACGGGAGAUAUUCAAGUCACUUGAUGAUAUUGAUAUUAUUCGAACAUUCACCGCAAAGAAGUCUCGGAAAGGACAUUUGCCUCGUAAUUUUAUUUAA